This is a messenger RNA of Haliotis rufescens (red abalone), 2760 nucleotides long. RefSeq names its product E3 ubiquitin-protein ligase TRIM56-like. The transcript has a single exon. The record is from RefSeq and is a predicted model, not a curated record. Gene Ontology annotation, biological process: positive regulation of DNA-templated transcription. Gene Ontology annotation, cellular component: chromatin; nucleoplasm. Bases 12 to 1904 code for a protein of 630 amino acids. Lineage: Eukaryota; Metazoa; Mollusca; Gastropoda; Lepetellida; Haliotidae. Gene Ontology annotation, molecular function: zinc ion binding; ubiquitin-protein transferase activity.
AGGUGUUAAACAUGGCGGAUGUGAGUGAAGAAGAUUUAUCAAUAUGCUUCAUCUGCAAGGAAAAGCUGAAAGAUCCGAAACUGUUGCCAUGCCUACACGUGUUCUGCGACUGUUGUCUGACUCAACACAGACGGUUAGCACGAUCCACAGCAUGUCCCAUGUGCAACUUUGACGCCAGCAAACUCUUGCCUACUCCAGUGACAGAGCGAGAAUGCAAAUUCCUAAAGGGCUAUUUGGAAAUAUGUAAUCAAGGUACUGAGACCAAUGUCAACGAUGAUGACAGCGUAAAAAGCUAUGACUCUGAUGAUGACAAGAGAGAGGAUCCGGGAGAACUGAAUUCCAAUUCGGAUCAGGAGCAGGAGGUUCCAGACAGAUCCGAGAGUGUCAUGUCCAGAUUGGACGAGUCACAGGUCACAUGCCACACUCAUCCGCAAAACAUCGCUGAAGACUUCUGUCCUUCGUGCCACAAGCUGAUAUGUCAGAAAUGUGUGUCAACCCUCCACAAGAAAUGCAAGGAUGUCAUUUCACUACAAGAAGCUGUUGAGAUGAACAUGCUCACCUUUAAUACCAUCCAUGAAUUCCUUACAAAGGUGUAUUUGGACACAGAAACAAAGCUGGAACCAAGACGUGCGAGACUGACACGUCUAGACGAACAGAAGCAGCGGGCAGUAGAAUCCGUGCAAUCAUUGAGGGAACAGCUCGUCAGUGCCAUUCUUGAAAAAGAAAAGGAAACGUUGAACGAAAUAGAGGAACGUUAUGAAGACGAGAGUAGUAAAGUCAAGAUUGAAAUCACCCAAGGGGAAACACUGAGGUCCUGUGUUCAAAGGUCAGUUGAUGUGUUUGAAUGUGCAAUGUCUAUGAACGGUCAUGGCGAACUGCUGGAGAUUGAGAAGGCCAUGUCAGAGCGAGUGGAUCAGUACUUGCUGGCAUGUACCCAGUUAUGUCAUUCCGACCAGGAUAACAAUUUUUCGUUCAUAGGAAACGACAAAGCGGUGACAAAACUUGAAAGGACGUUAAAUCUGGGCGAGGUCGUGGUAUCCCCAGAAGGCGAGGCUGUACCUAAUGGGUUACCGUCACCUCUGGAUUCUCCAUGGGAGGGGAAGCUGUCCCUCAUUGCUUGUUUCCAUGGUGGUUCUCGGGAAGACUACACCGAACCACUCUUGACAGACGUGGUCAUCUUGAGCGGAGGUGAUGUUAUCCUGACAGACCGAGAUAACAAAAGUCUCAAGAAGUUUAAUGCCCACGGGAAGGUCCUAACCAGAGUGCCUAUCCCUGACGUCCCCUCAAGGAUUGCUGUGAUCUCUAACAGCAAAAUAGCCGUCACAGUCAUGAACAAGAAGCUCCUGUUGUUCUUCUCAAUAUUUGGAACUCUCAGAAUCCUUGCUCAGGUGAAGACGAAGAAGCAGUAUGCCUACAUCACAGGAACUGACGAUGGUUCUCUACUGGUUGGAACUAAUAACUGCGACACGAUAGAUUUGAUAUCUCAAACUGGCGCAUUCCUUAAAACCGUCUACUCCCAGAAACCAGAGAAAGCCGUUAUAUCAAGACCUUUAUACCUAACCCAGUCACCUAAAGGAUAUUUCCUGGUGUCUGACAGCGGGAGACGUCUCAUGUUUGCUCUUCAAGAAGAUGGAUCUACGAAGUUCACCUACAAACCCAAGGGAGAAGAGGCGUUAGAAUGCCCUCUAGGGGUCGCAUGUGAUGUAGCCAAUCAUGCUCUCUUGGUGGACAGGGACGGUAACUCAAUUCAUCUCGUGUCUCCGAAAGGUGCUCUGGUGAAGAAGAUCCUGACUGAGGAGGACUCGCUGACCAAACCCUGUGGGGUGUAUAUCUCGGGAAGAAACCUUCUCGCUGUCACCCAGGUGGACGGCUACGUGAAGGUUUAUAGAGCUGAAGAAAGCUGAGUUUCGAAAAUGCGAUCAUAUUUUGUGUGCAGUUGUGGGGGAUGAUUUUGUCACUUUGGUUUCAUAGUCAGAAAUGUUAUACUUAGUAUGACAAGGAGACCGUGUCUUGGUCAGAAUGGAUGAGUGAAUUGGGUGUUAGGUGCCAUUUGUAGCAAUAUUCAGGCCCUAAAAGACCCGGGAUACACAGACUGACUUCAGCAAUUGAAAGCAAUUGAGGCCAGGUUUUCACCGUGAGGACCCGAGGCUGUGGCGACGAGGCAUUCAACGACACGUUUCUCAUACGAAACUCAGAUGUCAACUUAAUUCAUUUUUCUGCCAUAGUCAGACUUUAAGUCAGAUUUAUUUUAGCCACAUCACGGAGGCAAAUCAAUGGUCACAGUUCAAGGUUGCACCGUGUGUUGACAAACAAUAUGAACCUGACAGCAUGGGGAAUGUGUGUUGUGUGUGGCUGCUUGUACUAGUUCGGACUACUAUUAUAAAUAUUGGAUGACAUGGACACAUAUUGGAUGACAUGGACACAUAUUGGAUAACAUAAAAUGGUGCAGUAAAGUGUGUGAUUUAUCAUAUAUAUCGUGUUGCUAUGUAGCAGGUAGCAUUGUUGAAAGUGUCGGUUUGAACAAAUGCUGGGACGAUAUACCACAGCAGGUGAUUCUCACUUUGGUCGAUUGGGCCCAGAAGAACCGAAAACUGCAAUAAAAUGUCUAAAUGAAAUAUUGACAAUCCAUUCCUCAUGUUGCGUAUACAAAAUUAUGAAGACAUAUACCGAUGAAAAAUCUAAGAGACAUAAAUGUCGAACAUAUCCAUAGUGUCGAUGUGUGUAUUUAUACUCACUGCCAAAAUAAACGCGAAUACGAUA